AUGAAUACUAUGGGCUCCGGACAAGGUGACUUCGUCUACAUCCCCGAGAGAACAUAUUUCAUUUGGCGAUACGAAGUGGCAAUAAAUCAGGUGGACACGGCUGCUGGAAUUGGGCUAUCCGUUAGCGGCUUCUUGCUCUCCCUCUCAUGCAUUGCAGCCGGCAGAAGUGAAUGGUACAGAUACUAUCCAUCAAAGUUGCACACAAGUCAUGGAGGGAAGGGGGGAAAUAGGUGGACAAACACGGUCUGA
Protopolystoma xenopodis is the source of this 249-nucleotide messenger RNA. NCBI's taxonomy places the organism in Eukaryota, Metazoa, Platyhelminthes, Monogenea, Polystomatidea, Polystomatidae. The record is from the annotation of a GenBank genome assembly.